Messenger RNA from Cololabis saira (Pacific saury), 5743 nucleotides. It is a transcript of the gene axin1, whose product is annotated as axin 1. NCBI's taxonomy places the organism in Eukaryota, Metazoa, Chordata, Actinopteri, Beloniformes, Belonidae. The transcript is spliced from 11 exons. Bases 225 to 2825 code for a protein of 866 amino acids. Gene Ontology annotation, biological process: negative regulation of canonical Wnt signaling pathway. The record is from RefSeq and is a predicted model, not a curated record.
AUGGAGAGCAGGAGCAGGAGGAGGAGAGCGCACCGUCUUCUUUGUUAUUUCUAAACUCCCGCAGUCCCAAAACCAUGACCCUGCUCCCAGUGACUCGCCUGGGUCCGAGUGGCCGGUGUGCACGAAAGCGGACGGAAGACUCCCUCCGGAGUUUUUUCGCAGUGGCAUAAAUAGAAUUCUGGAUCGAAUAAUUGUACACUGUGGGCUCUACGGGGACGUGAUAUAUGGAUGCUGGGACUAUGAGCAUAAGCGAGAAAAGGGGUUACAUAGCAGACCCAGGAGGCAGCUUCACUGAGGAUGCUCCCAGACCUCCGGUCCCGGGAGAGGAGGGAGAGCUGCUGUACAGUGACGUUCGCCAGCACAGCAACCUCGGCUCGUCCUUGAAGAAUGAUGGCCUCAAAUGUGAAACGUCUGUGGCUACACCCAGGCGACCGGACUUGGAUCUGGGUUACGAGCCAGAGGGCAGUGCUUCCCCAACACCACCCUACUUAAAAUGGGCAGAGUCUCUUCACUCCCUCCUGGAUGACCAGGAUGGCAUCCACCUCUUCAGGCAGUUUCUCCAUCAGGAAGAGUGUGCAGAUGUACUGGACUUCUGGUUUGCGUGCAGUGGCUUUCGCAAACUCGAAGCGAGCGAGGGCAAUGAGGAGAAGAAGGUGAAACUGGCGAAAGCCAUCUAUAAGAAGUAUAUCCAGGACGCCAACGGGAUUGUCUCCAGACAGAUCAAACCAGCGACAAAGUCCUUCAUCAAAGACUGCGUGACCAGGCUAUACAUUGAUCCUGCAAUGUUUGACCAAGCUCAGAUGGAGAUCCAGACUAUGAUGGAGGAGAACACCUAUCCUCUCUUCCUAAAGUCAGAUAUAUAUUUGAAAUAUACACGGACAGGUGGAGAGAGCCCUAAGAUGUACAGCAACCAGGACCCUAUAUCUGGAAAUAGAAAGGGACUGAGUUAUUUACCAACUUUAAAUGAGUAUGAAGAAUGGAAAUGUGACCAAGGACCAGAGGGGCAGCCUGAGUGUUCCUCCACUCCGAGCAGCCAGCCCACUCAGAGAUUUGUAAUGGGGACAGUACCGCAGAGAGUUGGCAACGGUGCAAGAUUCCAGGACAGUCACGAGUACAGGCACGCACCGUGUUGGGAGCCCGUCAGCCCUUACGAUGUCAGCGCGGGUCCUGUCGUGGCUCCAGCCACCAGCGCCAACGACAGCGAGCAGCAGAGCUUGUCCAGCGACGCCGACACACUUUCCCUCACAGACAGCAGCGUAGAUGGGAUUCCACCCUACCGAUACCGCAAACAGCACCGCCGGGAGAUACACGAAAGUGCCAAAGCAAACGGGCGAGUGCCACUACCUCAUUUUCCACGCACGAACCGGAUUCCAAAGGAUAUCCAUGUGGAGCCGGAAAGAUUUGCUGCAGAGCUGAUCAGGAGGCUGGAGGGCGUGCUGCGGGACCGGGAGGCUCAGCACACGCUGGAGGAGCGACUCCACAGGGUGCAUUUGGAUGAGGAAGGUGAAGUGGAAGACGAUGAAGUCACCAUGUCUGCAGUCUCAUCAUUAUCCAGUCACAGGUUCCCCCCUGGUGGCCAUCCGCAGAACUACAACCCCCGCCAUGCUGACAUCUACGGCGGCCCUUUCUUCAGAGAUGCUCACGAGGAAAACCCCGAGAGCAUCCUGGACGACCACGUCCAGCGGGUCAUGAAGACGCCCGGCUGCCAGUCCCCGAGGACGGGCCGCCAAUCUCCCAAGUUGCGCUCCCCAGACGGUUUUGCAGGGGUCAAAGGGACGGGACAGUCGCUGCAGGGUAAACAUCCCAGCAGGCAUUACCUGAGCGGCGAGACGAGCCACUUCCACCACCACAAACAUGCGCACCACUUCCACCACGCGGGCUCGGGGAAGCCCAGAGAGCCAGGGGAGGCUGAGGCCACGCACGCGCACGGCGGGUUUCCCUGGAGCAUGGAGACCAGUCACUAUGGUUCCAGGUCUCACUGCUACGCAGAUGGGAUGGUGUCCAACCCAGUGGAGCAUACAGGACACAACAAAGGUGGAUUCCAGUGUAAGAGAGCGUUGAAGAAAGGUGAGGACGUACGUCCUCCUGACAUGCCCGGGGCUGCGGAGGAGAUGGAGAAAAAACAGAAGAUCCUUUUGUGGCUGAUGGAGGGACAGAACGAGGUGGUUCAACACAAGAGGAUGCCGUACGGGAGCGUCUGCGGUUCCAAGAGGAGCACGGGCCACGAGGGGCCUCGCCCAGGGUCUGCAGACAGACCGGGCUCCAUGCACCCGUGCCUCGGCUCCCAGCCGCGGCCCAGCGUGCAGCCGUCGCACCCCUUCGUCCAGGACCCCACCAUGCCCCCCAACCCCGCCCCCAGCCCCCUCAUCCAGCUGGAGGAGGUUUGCCGGCGUCUGGAGGAGGAGAAGAUCAAGUCUGGACCUUCACAGCCCAAACAGAAGUAUGCGCUGCAGGUGAUCCAGAGGGGUCGCACCGCACUCAGGCCCCCGCUGUUCCCUGCGCUCAACGUGGUCCCCGCCGUUUCAGACAACGAGAUGUCCGACCCCGAGCAUAAAGCUGCAAGGAAAGCGCCGUGUGAAAACAUAACUGUGGCGUACCACUUCUGCGAGGAGCUGAUACCGUACAGGACGUCCGUCAGAGGACGAGUCGUCACACUGGGCCAGUUCAAAGAACUGCUGACAAAGAAAGGAAACUACAGGUAUUACUUCAAGAAGGUCAGCCACGAGUUUGACUGCGGAGUUGUGUUUGAAGAGGUACGUGAGGAUGAUGCUAUUUUGCCAAUCUUCAAGGAAAAGAUCAUCGGGAAAGUGGAAAGAAUUGAAUGAAGAGCGCGUUAGAGAGGAAGGAGGCGACGCCGGGCCGAGGAGCCGUUCACUGGUGAAGAGGAAGUGUUUGAAGACUGCAGUCAGAGGAAAGUGACACACUGGAAAAGAAGUGAAAAGAUGAAACUAGGAACAAAAAAAAGACCUCAUUCACUUCUUAGGGGUGUAAUGUAGCAUUGUAAAGUUUACUAGAUAGAUGAAGAACAGAAGCUACUAAAGCUACAUAUUUUUGAUAAAGAGGAAUCAGAGGUUUUUCCUUUCUAAAGUAACUGCACUUGUCAUUUUUAUAUGUAUUGAUGCCAGAUAUGUACAGUUUGUGUUAAAGGAUAACAAAAUUUUAUAUCUAUUUAAGUAUUUAAAACACAAAUUUUCAACUUUUAUCAAAGUGUGGCCCCUGUUGAAGAUGAUGAACAUCCUUUUAUAGGGCUGAUGUCCGUUUCUCGCUCAUCACAGGAACCUUCUGGAUGAACAUGUGUGCUCUUCUAAGUGCUCUCAGUACCUGCCACAACUUUACUUUGAGGCAUUUAGAGAGACUGCUUGUUGAUGAUAAGCUUAUACCACUUAAGACUUAGUGUUGGCCCUAUAAAAAGACUAAACCGUGGCCCGUUGCCACAGUCCUGUGGUCAUGAUGUUAACUGCAUUCAGAAGGAAGAACUCCAGACGUUAGCGUACAAUUAAAGCCUUUUUCCGGUUUGGAGUGUUGAUUGAAUGUUUCGAUAAGUGUUUUGUUUGUUUCUGAAAAGCAGUUUUGCUCGGUUCCAUCAAUCUCAAAUGUUUCUCCUUUGAGCCCUUGGAAGUGUCGCUGGUACCUAGACUGGUUUUAUGUCUCACCCUCAACUGCAUCUUACCCUAAAAAGACAAUCAACACUAAAUGCAAUAAUAAUGGUCAAAAAGAAAUGAUUAAAUUUACUGUGAAGCCAGCCCAAAAAGAUUUUUUUUUCCUCCGAAAAUGGAAAAUAUAAUGGAAUUUAUUUAUUUCGGGCAUUUACGGGAUCAAAGAAAUGAUCACAAUUACAUUCUUUUGGCAAGUUAGAAAACAUUAACUUGGGUAACUUCGUCAAGACCACAUGGUUUCCCUUUUUUGGGGGUUUUAAAUUUCUUGGCAGAAAUUCAAAUUAUUUGACCUUUUUUGCAAAUAUUGACUUGGAAGGUUUGGAGACAUUUUUCUUUGAAUCCUCUAGUUCUAGUUGAAAUAGUGAGUUUUCUUACACAGCGUUAGAGGUAACAGCUCCUCUGCGUUUAUAUGCUCGCGCGGCCAGUGAAUGUCAUUAAACUGUGUGCACGGAGGAUUAACAGGCACGAACACACACACACAAAAAUCCUGCAGAUUUUUAAUUUCUGUCUGAUUUCCAAGAUGCCACUCGAAUCUUUAGCUGUUUGGUGAAUUAAAAAGGGGACUGGAUAAAAGGAACAUUUCAGCGUUGAAACAAGCCCAGAUCUGUUGCUAUGCGGUAAUCAGUGUAAACUUUCAAUAGGGACCAAAAUGAUGUGAAUCCCAUCAGUUUUGAGUUAGUAUGGAAUUAGUCUCCUCCAAAAUGACAUAUCUUUUGCACUUGGGACAAUCCUCUUACAUCAUAAUAAAUUGCCACUUUAAGAUUUAUAGAUGUGUUUCCAUUAAAUUGACAGUGCGGUCCCUACACAAACUGAAGUCAUUUUAACUUUGUAAGUGUACAGAAAGUGUAUAAAAAGGACUGUAUGUACAUAGACCUUCUGUGCAAGUCGUACACCGAACGUUGCACAAACUCCUUACCGCCUAACUGCAGAGGAUUGUUUUAACUCCGCAGUGUUCCUGUAAGAGCUGACGUCUAAUCUGAAGCCUUCUCUAGCUUAUCUAUCACAGCCAUACCUUGUGCCUGAAAAGGAAUCUAUUUACACCAAAGAGAAAAAAGUAGAAGGUUGUUGCUCUGACGUGACCCCACUUUCAUCUUUAUUUUAUGGCAGCACUUGUUUUUCACCCGGUAUUGCAUUUGGUCUUUUAUUAUAGAGCACUGGAGGUCUCACAUCGAAGGCCAAAUUUUAUACAUGAAUUAUCAACCUGCAGUCAUGAGCUGUGGGUUUAUUUAACAUUUAGAAGAAACACUGGAAUUGUAAAAAUGUAGGCUAUUAGCUGUCUGUUGCAAGACUACCGGUAAAACAAAACAGUUUCUAGCCAGCUUACAUCUUUAUCUGUCAAUGUAAAUGACAUUUUUGCACUGGAAUAGCACACAAACGGAGUGUAAACAGAGGUGGCGAGAUGACUUGAGUCUGUUUCUUCAGUUUCAGCCAGCAGGAAGGAUGAUGAGACGGCUGGAUCUUGAAUCCAGAGCGCUCUGAUUCAACGUGUUCUCGCACAGAAACCCACUUUAGACUCUUUUAUUUCUUUUCAUUAAGAUGCUGCUCAUUGAAAUUACUAACUGAAAUGAGUUUAAUAUAUAUUCACAACUGGUGAUUGUUUGUUUGUCUGUGAAAUUUUCCUUUCUUCCAUUAUGUGACUCUUUUAAUGCUUUUAUUGUUUUUCCAUCGUUGAUUAUUUUGGAUCAUAGGAUCAACUCGGUUCUGAUUCUUACUGUGAAAGCCCCAAAAGUGAACUUCUCUUAUUUAAGAUCAACGAAAUGUGUAAAAUAAACUGCAGAGUGCCUUUAUGACGCUAAUGAUGUCUACAUUGUGACUUUCAGAUACAUAUGACGACAUGAUUACCAGGGACUAGCUUUAGGGUUUGUUUGUUUUAUGUGUUUGUUGACUUUCUUUUGUAAUUGGGACGUUGAUCCUGUUCUGUCAUUGUUCUGCCUUAUUUAUGUAAAUAUGCAUCACUUUAAUUGCCAUCAGCCGGCGGUGGCGCCAUCGCUCAUGAUGUCCCGGACCCACGUGUGUGUGCGUGUGCGCACCGACUCGCAUGGUCACCAUUUGAAGGUACCUGGACAAUAAAUAGAUGCAACAAACUA